Molecule: messenger RNA, 648 nt
Organism: Podospora anserina S mat+
Lineage: Eukaryota; Fungi; Ascomycota; Sordariomycetes; Sordariales; Podosporaceae
Exons: 4
Coding region: 1-648 (215 amino acids)
Source: RefSeq, a predicted model, not a curated record
AUGAUACUGUCAACACGUCUCCAGGUCCCAAGACAGCUCCCCCGUGUGGUGCGGGGCAUUUCAACCCUCCCUAACAACUCCAAUAUCAAAGUCUUCCCUCACCCAACUCAACCCUCUUCAUAUCUCCUCACAUUGCUCUCCAGAGACCCACCAACACCUUCACUCGCCAUUGGCACCACUACCGCUAUCCCACCUACCCCCAGGUCCUUCCAGCACAAUCCUAAAUUUCUCACCGUAUUGGAUGAGGUCCUCACCAAGCAUGCCAUCAACGAUCCCGGCUUGAAAGCUCAAGCUCAGGCUUUUGCCUCUCCUGGCGGAUUUACCUUCAUUCACAAUCCAGGAAAAAAGGAUAGGGGAGCUGGGGGUGGCGGUGGUGCGAGUGCCGAAGGCGGUGCUGGUGGAGCUGGAGUUGGUGGAUGGGUGCAUCUGAGCGAUGCGAGAAAUCCUCCUGAUUUUGGGAGGAUAGCUUGGCCAGAGGACAUCUUUGGAAGUGUGGAGGUGAAUGGGAAAGGUAAAAUUGUUGGCAACUACCAGCCGAGUGGGACGUACCGAAUUGUGACGAAUCAGGGAAUUCUUGGGCUGAGUCCAUUUCUUCACGAAAGGCUCCUAGCUAGGCUUCGCGAAGAAGAGAGCAAGGAGCAAAAAUAA